This is a messenger RNA of Mesorhabditis belari, 936 nucleotides long. The record is from the annotation of a GenBank genome assembly. NCBI's taxonomy places the organism in Eukaryota, Metazoa, Nematoda, Chromadorea, Rhabditida, Rhabditidae.
AUGACCACUCUUGGAAGCUAUGUGCCAGAAAGUGUCACUACGAGUCUACUCAGUCAGAGUGUAGACCUAAAAUAUGAUUAUCGAACUAAACAAUUAAUGAACGAAGCUCAACCAAAUUCCUCAGAAGAAGUGCAGGUUGAGCAAGUUGUUGACGAACUAGAAGAUAAGCCUUUGGAAAGAUUGAGCUAUAACGAUAUUGCUGAAAUCGAUCCAUCUCGACUCCAGAUAGAUGAGUCACAAGUCAUUGGUGGUGGAUGCUUUGGUCUUGUGAUUAAGGGUUUUUUGGAUGGAGAGGCUGUGGCUGUAAAGGUGGCCAGCAAAGGCAGGAAUGGAAGCGCUUGUCUUCAGUUUGAAAUUGAUGGCUCAAUAACAAUCACGAAAGACCCCCAACUCUCCACCUCGGAUUUGCUUUCUUUUGCCUAUCAAACGGCAAAAGGCAUGCAAUUUCUUAGCUCAAAACAGUAUGUCCAUCGUGAUUUGGCCACAAGAAACUUAUUAGUAAAGAAAUGCGAAAGCGAGUGGAUUGUGAAAAUUUGCGACUUUGGUUUGGCGAAGGAGAUUAGGGAAGCGAAAAGCCACUAUUCACGAAACGGUUUCGCCCAGCCACUCAAUUGGAUGAGCCCCGAGGCAUAUGCGCAUAAAAAAGCUGACGUCUGGUCUUUUGGCAUCGGUUUAUAUGAGCUUUUCUCACUCGGUGGAACACCUUACGGAAACAAAACCGAGCAAGAAAUCCAGAAAGAAUUAUCGACAGAAAAGGAGAAAUUGACGACAAAAAGGCCACCAUAUUGUCAUCAAGAAUUAUUCAACUUCAUCGAAUGCUUUUGGUACUAUGAUGCAAGCAGACGGCCAAGUUUUGAGAAUUGUGUUAAUGAACUGAAAAGCCAUCUACAAAGAGCCAAUCCACAGAAGUUGAAACGACUUGAUGGGAUCAAUGAU